AUGUUAUCUAAAAUUGCUACUAGAUCUUUUUCAUCUUCUCAAGCUGCCGCUUAUAAAGUUACCGUUUUAGGUGCUGGUGGUGGUAUUGGUCAACCAUUAUCAUUAUUAUUAAAAUUAAAUCACAAAGUUACUGAUUUAGCUUUAUAUGAUUUAAGAGGUGCUCCAGGUGUUGCUGCUGAUGUUUCUCAUAUUCCAACCAACUCCACUGUUAAGGGUUAUACUCCAGAACAAUUAUCUGAAGCUUUAACUGGUUCUGAUGUUGUUGUUGUUCCAGCUGGUGUUCCAAGAAAACCAGGUAUGACUAGAGAUGAUUUAUUCAAUACCAAUGCUUCUAUUGUUAGAGAUUUAGCUAAAGCUGCUGCUGAUUAUGCUCCAAAUGCUGCUAUUUUAAUUAUUGCUAACCCAGUUAACUCCACUGUUCCAAUUGUGGCUGAAGUUUUCAAACAAAAGGGUGUUUAUAAUCCAAAGAAAUUAUUUGGUGUUACUACUUUAGAUGUUUUAAGAGCUUCAAGAUUUGUUUCUGAAAUUGCUGGUACUAACCCAGUUAAUGAAAAAGUUACAGUUGUUGGUGGUCACUCUGGUAUUACCAUUGUUCCAUUAUUAUCUCAAACUAACCAUAAAGGUUUAGAUGUUGAAACUAGAGAUGCUUUAAUCAAUAGAAUUCAAUUUGGUGGUGAUGAAGUUGUCAAAGCUAAAGAUGGUGCUGGUUCAGCCACUUUAUCCAUGGCUCAAGCUGGUGCCAGAUUUACCGGUGCUGUUUUAGAUGGUUUAGCUGGUGAAAAAGAUGUUGUUGAACCAACUUUUGUUGAUUCACCAUUAUUUAAAUCUGAAGGUGUUGAAUUCUUCUCAUCUAAAGUUACUUUAGGGGUUGAAGGUGUUAAGACCAUCCAUGAUUUAGGUGAAUUAUCUGAUCACGAAGAAGAAUUAGUUAAAUUAGCUAAAGAAACUUUAAUUAAGAAUAUUCAAAAGGGUGUUGAAUUCGUUAAACAAAACCCAUAAAUUUAAUUUAUGUGUGAUUAACAGAUAUAGUCUUUACAAAGUUAUAUAAAUCAUAUAUAUAGAUAUAUAUAUUCUUUUCUUUCUUUCUUUUAAAGAAAGACUUUUUGAUUAUAAUAUAAUGUAUACAAAAUGAAAUGAUU
Scheffersomyces coipomensis is the source of this 1139-nucleotide messenger RNA. RefSeq names its product malate dehydrogenase (gene MDH1-1). The record is from RefSeq and is a predicted model, not a curated record. NCBI's taxonomy places the organism in Eukaryota, Fungi, Ascomycota, Pichiomycetes, Serinales, Debaryomycetaceae. Gene Ontology annotation, cellular component: mitochondrion; cytoplasm. The coding region runs from base 1 to 999 and encodes 332 amino acids. Gene Ontology annotation, molecular function: L-malate dehydrogenase (NAD+) activity. Gene Ontology annotation, biological process: tricarboxylic acid cycle; malate metabolic process. The transcript has a single exon.